AUGUCUUGGCGCAACCAGGGCAUCACCGGCUCGAACAACAUUCCGCUUGGAAAUCGUCGUCGCUUCGGCGGUGAUGACGCUGAUGAUGGAGGUUACAAUCCUGCAGCGCCAGCGGAAGGUUUGUCUGAGCUGAAGCGCGGUCGCAGCCCACAGCGUGACCCCGAUGGUCCCCGACAGCGCAAGAAGCGCAAUCGAUGGGGCGAUGCCAGUGAGAACAAGGCUGCUGGCUUGAUGGGCUUGCCCACUGCCAUUUACAGCGCCAUGACUACUGAGCAGCUCGACGCUUACACCCUGCACUUGCGCAUUGAGGAAAUUACGCAGAAGCUCAAAAUUAACGAUGUCGUGCCAGCCGACGGUGAUAGGUAUGUGUUCCAGUUCGAUUACGAUAACUUUGGUCGCCGUGUCAACACCCGCGAGUUCCGCUACCGCAAGCGCCUCGAAGAUGAGCGCCAUAAGCUGGUUGAGAAGGCGAUGAAGACGCUUCCCAACUAUCACCCGCCUGCCGACUACAGGCGCCCUACUAAGACACAGGAGAAAGUCUACGUUCCGGUCAAUGACUACCCGGAGAUUAACUUCAUUGGCCUCCUCAUCGGCCCUCGUGGAAACACGCUCAAGAAAAUGGAGUCCGAAUCGGGCGCUAAGAUUGCUAUCCGUGGCAAAGGCUCCGUCAAGGAGGGUAAAGGACGUUCUGACGCCGCUCACACCAGCAAUCAGGAGGAGGACUUGCACUGUCUGAUCAUGGCCGAUACCGAGGAGAAAGUGAACAAGGCAAAGAAGCUCAUCCACAACGUUAUCGAGACCGCUGCCUCCAUUCCUGAAGGCCAGAACGAACUCAAGCGCAACCAGCUCCGAGAGCUUGCCGCACUCAACGGUACCCUUCGAGACGACGAGAACCAAGCCUGCCAAAACUGUGGUGAAAUCGGUCACAGGAAAUACGACUGUCCACAGAAGCAGAAUUUCACGGCCAGCAUCAUCUGUCGUGUCUGUGGUCAGGCUGGACACAUGGCCCGCGAUUGUCCUGACCGCAAGGUCGGGUCAACCGUGGGCGCAAUGACGGGCCGCCCCGGGUUCGUAUUGGAGGUGCUCCUGGAGAACGAGCUCGACGCGUUCAUGGCCGAGAUGGGUGGUGGUCAGCCUCGUGCCGCUAUCGAAUACAGCAAUGGCGGAGGUGCAGACAACUCUGCUGGCGCAGAGCGAACUCUCAAACCCUGGGAACGUGGUCCGACUGGCGGCGCUGCACCCUGGGCUCGCAACGACCGCGAUGGCGGUGACCACAACUCUGCUGCUGCUGCUCCUCCUCCUUGGGCUGGCGGCGGAGGUGGGUGGUGGUAG
This is a messenger RNA of Parastagonospora nodorum SN15, 1332 nucleotides long. RefSeq lists its product as hypothetical. The record is from RefSeq and is a predicted model, not a curated record. The coding region runs from base 1 to 1332 and encodes 443 amino acids. NCBI's taxonomy places the organism in Eukaryota, Fungi, Ascomycota, Dothideomycetes, Pleosporales, Phaeosphaeriaceae. Gene Ontology annotation, cellular component: nucleus. Gene Ontology annotation, biological process: regulation of mRNA splicing, via spliceosome. Gene Ontology annotation, molecular function: zinc ion binding; mRNA binding. The transcript is spliced from 6 exons.